Daktulosphaira vitifoliae (grape phylloxera) is the source of this 1977-nucleotide messenger RNA. RefSeq names its product legumain-like. Lineage: Eukaryota; Metazoa; Arthropoda; Insecta; Hemiptera; Phylloxeridae. Gene Ontology annotation, biological process: vacuolar protein processing. Gene Ontology annotation, molecular function: cysteine-type endopeptidase activity. Bases 113 to 1498 code for a protein of 461 amino acids. The record is from RefSeq and is a predicted model, not a curated record. The transcript has 12 exons.
GAUCUUAAUAAGUUUUCAAAACAUUAUGAAACCUAUAUAUAAAGCUAUAUUUAAAAUAAUUUAAUAUUCUAGGUGAAACAAAAAAUAGAUUAAAUAUUGUCAGUCUAUCAUAAUGGGUAUACUUAGCUUUUUAUUAGCAUCAAUAUUAGCAAUUGGGUCACUUGGAUAUGAAAAUGACGAUAAUCUGAUUUUCAUUGGAAAAAAAUGGGUAUUUCUAAUUAGUGGAUCAAGCGGUUGGGAUAACUAUAGACAUCAGGCAGAUAUAGCUCAUGCAUAUCAAAUUGUUAAAAGAAAUGGAAUUCCAGAUGAAAAUAUAAUUGUCAUGAUGGCAGAUGAUGUAGCAAAUCACACAAACAAUCCGGUGCCAGGAACUUUAAUUAAUCAGCCUGAUGGAGUCGAUGUCUAUAAAGGAAUAAAAAUUGAUUACUCAGGCAAAGAUGUAAAUAGCGAAAAUUUUUUAAAUGUCCUGAAAGGUCAUAAAAGUGCUAUGAAAGGAAAAGGUUCUGAAAGAGUUAUUGAAAGUCGUAAACAUGAUCACGUUUUUGUUAAUUUUGUCGAUCACGGGAGCAAUGGUAUUUUGGGAUUCCCUGAUACUUUUUUAUAUGCCGAUGAUUUGAUUAUGACUUUAAAAGAAAUGCAUGCUAAACGUCGCUACCGAAAGAUGGUAUUGUUCAUUGAAGCAUGCAACGCAGGUUCGAUGUUUGAUGGAUUGAUUGACGAUGAUACAAAAAUCAUUGCAGUUACUGCAUCAGGUCCCAGAGAAUGUUCAUAUGCAUGUUAUUGUGACGAAAGUGAAUACCAUACGUGUCUGGGAGAUUUAUUUAAUGUAAAAUGGAUGGAAAAUUUAGACCAAACUAUUUUCGAUGUGUCGACAAAAUCAAAGACAAUAUUGAGAGAUUUUGAAGAAAUUCGAACAAACGUGACUAAUAGUAACGUAAUGGUAUACGGUGACUUUCAUGUAGGUUUCGAAAAACUUUCUAAGUUUAUAGGAUACAACGUGCAAAGAAAUUCACAAGGAGUAAUUAAUUAUGUACAUCAUCACCCGAUAAAAGCAGGAUCUUUAAUAUCCAAUCGCAAUAUACCAGAAAUUAUUUUAAAUCGUAAACUUGCGAAUUCCAAGAACAUUCAAGAAAUCAAAUCAUUAAUGCAGAAAAUUAAUCAUAGGAAUCAAAUGAAACAAGUUAUUGAUGCAAUAUUUUUUAAAAUGUACAAUCGUAUUGUUGAAGCAUUACCUGCAUUGUCUUUUAAAAUAGGAACAAUAGAAACACCAGCUCCUUUAAAAUUAUCGAUUGAUGUAUUCCCGUGUUAUAAAAAUAUAAUUAACACGAUUUCUUCAAAUUGUUUUUCACUUGCAAAGAAUCCAUAUGUGCUUAAGAAGUUAAAAAUUUUGUCUAACAUGUGUGUGGUUGAUAGCAAUAUUGACAAAAUUAUCGUCGUAAUAAUCAAUGAUGUUUGCUCAAUUACAAAUAUACCAAACGGAUUGGAGAAUAUCCAGUAAAAAACAAUAUAUAAAAUAAGUAGACUUAUAAGAUAUAUAAGUUUUAAAAAUUACUACUUGUGUGUGGUUAUUUUUAUUAUUAUUAUAAAAAAUCUUGUCAUCACAGUCCAUUUUGAAUACAUUUUAGUUUUGUAAUACAAUAAUUUUUUAAGUGUAACAUAAUUAAAAAUGUGUUUCUUUUAAUUACCUAUUUUCAUAUCACCGUCGUACGCAAGAGGGGGGUUUCAACCCCCUCCCCCAAAAUUUGUAAGCUAAGCGAUAAUUUUAAACGAUAAACAAUAAGUAAUAACAUUACAAAAGGUCAUAUCAUACUAUAAAUAAUUCCACAAUAAAGUAAUCGAAAACAAGAUUUUUUAUGAGCGAAUAAUAUGGGCAGUGUCACAUCUAAUUUUCUUUAAAUUUCUAAACCCCCCCGCCAAAUUUAAUUUCUGUGUACACCACUUUUCAUGUAUUAUGAAGUAUUUUCAAAAUAAUAAAAU